Lineus longissimus is the source of this 3268-nucleotide messenger RNA. Its product is annotated as small conductance calcium-activated potassium channel protein 2-like. Gene Ontology annotation, biological process: potassium ion transmembrane transport. Gene Ontology annotation, molecular function: small conductance calcium-activated potassium channel activity; calmodulin binding. The transcript is spliced from 2 exons. The record is from RefSeq and is a predicted model, not a curated record. Lineage: Eukaryota; Metazoa; Nemertea; Pilidiophora; Heteronemertea; Lineidae. Bases 851 to 2248 code for a protein of 465 amino acids. Gene Ontology annotation, cellular component: neuronal cell body; neuron projection; plasma membrane.
UAUAACAACCAGAUGGUGGAUCAAGCCUUUCUAUAGUUCGUAAUAAACAGGUUUCAUGGGUUAUGGUUUGAAAUAGUAAAUCUUCAAGGGCGCAGUGGCAAGUGCCAAGCCUAUUCGAGAAUACACACGUGUUACCAUUGACUGUAAGUGUGUACUUCGGAAGGGACUAUCAAACUAUCCGCCCGACCCUAUAGGAUUAGGAUUACAAAGCAAACUUGACUUGUUGGGUGACUAUCGACACCGGUAACACAAGUAAAUGCUUCGGAAAUCAGUCGCAUUGGCAGUGAGUAUUACACACACUUGUCGACUGGCUUUGAGUUCCCAGCCUCAAUUUUCAGUCGUAGAAAAGGCGGUUAGCAGAGCUGUGUGUGCUUCUUGUUGGUGUAACUGAGAGCAGUUGUCAUCAGAAAUAACGGGCUGGCUAAAGUCGCUGGAAGGUAUCACAAACAAACAAGGAUCACUACACUAACGCUGACCACUGACCAAAGCCUCCACCAACUCAGAUGAGAUGCCAAAGCAAAUGGACAGGGUCAACAUUGAGGAGAGCAUUGAGGCUAUAAUUUGACUGUGACAUUUAGAGGAUACAUCAGUAAUCUCCAAUCCUCAAGUCAUGGAAUUCAGAUUCAGUGCCCAAAUGAACUGCUUAUUCGGAUUAACUCUCCUAACUUUGAUCAACUGAUAUCUGGAUUUAUGAAUCAAGUUAGUUGAUACGACACUCUACUGUCAUGAUUUUGAGUAACUCGCUAAUAGCAAGGAGUAAGGCAAAUUAUCAAAUGGCUGUCAAGGAAAAUAGCAGCAUUCUUGAAGACUUAGCAAAACUAACAUAGACUGACUUGGGCCUAGUAUCAUCAUGACGACCGUCGUCGAAAAUCCCGGUAUACCCCUCGUCAAAAAUGGUGAAUUCAAGAAAUACAGCACAGAAAGUACUGAAGAAGAGCAAGGGCCUUCAAAGCAUAGCAGGCAAACCUUUUUCGCCAGGAUGAGAAAGAAAAAGAACAUGCAGUUUGAGAAUGUUGGGCAACGCUUGGCCAAGAGGAAGAAAGUGUUCGUAAAACGGCGGGUUCUGAAUGACAUUGCAGUAACUUUCGCCAUGCUUGGGAUCCUGUUGAUGAUAAUUGAAACUGAGUUGUCAAUGAUGUCCAGAGUCUAUGUCAAGUCUGAUGCAACAUCGUACUUUCUAAAGUCUUGCAUCACAGUUUCGACGGUUGUUCUGCUUGUCUUGACCGUCUGGUACCAUGCCACUGAUAUUCAGCUUUUUAUGAUAACGAACAGCUUGGACGAUUGGCGUUUGGCGAUGACGACGUCAAGGUGUAUGAAGAUUGUCUUGGAACUUAUCGUGUGUGCCAUACACCCCAUCCCAGCCAAUAUCCAAUACACCUGGGUAACACUAUCCACGGACCCUGGCCAGCAAAAAACAGUCACAACACCAGCUGAUGUGCUACUGUCCCUGCCAAUGUUUUUACGAAUAUAUUGGGUCUGUAGAACAAUCUUACUACACAGCAAACUCUUCAACGAUGCAUCGUCACAAAGUCUUGGGGCGCUUAAUCGGCUGAGUUUCAAUUUUAAAUUCAUUUUCAAAUUGUAUAUGAAUUUGAAUCCCGUGUCUACACUGACCGUCAUAAUCGUGAGUGUCGUGACAAUGGCUAGUUGGUCCAUUCGAAUCUGUGAAAAAUACGACCCGAAUUAUCAUUCUACAUUCUCCGACUCUCUCUGGCUUAUCGCAAUCACGUUUUUAACCGUUGGAUAUGGUGAUAUAGUGCCAGUCUCAUAUUGUGGGCGUACAAUAGCUGUUCUGACUGGUAUAUUUGGCGCUGGCGUUACAGCAUUAGUCGUGGCUGUUCUGGCACAGAAACUCGAACUGUCCCGAUCGGAAAAGUAUGUUCAUACCUUUGUUAUGGAUGUGGAACUGGGCAAAAAGGCUAAGCAGGAGGCAGCAAAUGUCAUAAAACAAGCAUGGAUGAUAUUCAAAACUAAAAAGAAGGGCGGCGAAGGCCUAAUCUCACAUCAACGAAAACUCUUCGCAGCAAUUAACAAGAGCCGAGAGAUAAAAAUGCAACAACGUGGACUGACUGACAGUGGGAUAAAUCUGGUUGAGAUUGCACGAAAUGAGGAACUGAUGCACCGCAAUAUCAUCAAGACGAAUGAACGUCAGGAUGACAUGGAUUCUCGGUUACAGAAAAUGGAAGAAUGUCUCUACGACCUGAACCAAAAGGUUGGUGAUAUUCACAGGGCUGUUAUAAAAAGGUGAACCAAGACCUUAGUUGCCAUAUUACUCCAUAGCAUUUAGUGAUAUUUAGUCUUAAUAUGUCAGAAUAAGUAAUACUGUAGUAAGAUAUCUAAACGGAUGCCGGACAUUUCUGCAGGAUAUCUAUGAUAGAACUGAUGGAUAUUUGCCUGAAUUUGCUUUUUUAGCAGAGUACACAGGAUUUAAUAAUACAUAUAUAUUUCUGCAGUAAUUGUGUGCUUGAGUUGACAUCAACUUAUUCAAUUAAACUGACAUGUCGACUGAUCAAAGGUAGAUUUGUAUGGUGACUUGCAUGAUGUAACUUGAUCGACACACCUCGCUUGUGACAUCUGGUCAAUUAGAAUGGUCCAAAAGUGACGUGGCCCUGCUGUGAUUCCUGACACUGUCACUGUCAGCCAUCAUGUAAGACAAGAGUUAGCCUGGGCACCCGGUCUAAUAGUAUAAGUAUUAUUGGGAAGGUUCAAAUAACAUAUUACAUGAGCAAAUAAAGUUAUCAUAUUGUAAUUGUACUCAUAUAAUGUAGUCAGUAAGAACAAAUCAUAAGGCUGCUGGAGGGGUAAACAUCACACAUAUUUCUGAAAAAGAAAAUGUUGUGGGUAGCUGGGAAAGGUUUUAGCAAGAAUUUUAGAAAUGGAAAUUAGCCAAGAGAUCGAAUAGCCAACUCAGGAAUAUGCUAAAAAGGUUGGAGAGGAUGUAGUAGUAUUUCACUCAAAGGUAGACUCAAUUUUAACCCUUUAAAAAACAACUGCCAAAGUGAUGAAAAUUUACAAUCAGUUACGAAAUUGGGAAUGUUCAAAUUAGAUUAUAAUACAUUUUUUGACAAUGGCUUUGGUCUUCAAUGAAAAAAUCUUGAAGCUGUUGUACAUGUUGUAAGUAAAUGUCUAAGAAACAAUCACGAUUUGUGAUUUUGCAUUGGAGUGUGAUUCAGAAUGGUCAAUACCCACAGGAAGUGUUGCAUAUAUGUAUAGUUGUAGCAUACUGUUGUCAAUAGUACUGAAAGAAAAGUCAAUUUAUUGAGCAAAA